AUGGUUUUGUACGGACGCUCUCUUGCUGCUGGCGUUCGCGGCGUUCUUGCUGCCGUGUGCUGGUGCUGGAGUUUGUCGGUGCCAGGGGUAGCAUGGCGUUGUUGGGGUUCGAACACAAAUUUACGAGACGGUCGGUGGGUGAGGCGCGCUGUCAGACCAAGAUGAGAAUGUAACGGAUGGAUGUAGAGACGGCGAGCGGUUGGCACGAUGGAGGGGUUAAAUCCGCGAGGUUCUUUCUGGCCGUGCUCUUAUUUUCACGUUGUUGUUGGUUGCUGAGAUGCAGAGCGGUUCAGAAUCAACAUUCUGGUUUGCAAGAUGACGGCUUUGGCUUCCAUGGGUGUUUUCCCGGGCCUGCCUGCUGUAGCUGGUGCUGUUGUCGCCGCGCCUGGCGAUUAGCGAGCACACCAUCAUCAUGUGGUCGGUCAAAUUGUUCACCCUUGUUUUCGUUUGCUUCGAUUUCGAGCAUGGUUUCCUGUUGUUGUGUCGUUAUUGAGGAAAUUUGGGCCUGUUUAUGUCCUCUUGUUACCGUUUUGUGUAAGUUGAUGGCUCAAGCAGUCGAGGAUUGAUUUGUACCUGUCUGUCGCGGGUGGUGUAGAGGGUCAGGUGGGCGAGCAAGAAGAAGGCAAUCUAAUUGUUGCGGGCGUCAGUAUAGUAUUGGUGUGCGCGUCGUUGUUGUCGUACGUCUGAAUGCCGCAUGAAGCAUUAUCGAACGAG
This is a messenger RNA of Ectocarpus siliculosus, 714 nucleotides long. NCBI's taxonomy places the organism in Eukaryota, Phaeophyceae, Ectocarpales, Ectocarpaceae. The record is from the annotation of a GenBank genome assembly.